Messenger RNA from Phanerochaete carnosa HHB-10118-sp, 672 nucleotides. RefSeq lists its product as uncharacterized. The transcript is spliced from 4 exons. The record is from RefSeq and is a predicted model, not a curated record. NCBI's taxonomy places the organism in Eukaryota, Fungi, Basidiomycota, Agaricomycetes, Polyporales, Phanerochaetaceae. The coding region runs from base 1 to 672 and encodes 223 amino acids.
AUGUUCGGGGAAGCAUUGGCAGGUGCCAGCUGUUACCGAAGCCUCCAUCUGACGCACCCGCCUCGCAACCCGUGGAUCGCCCAUCGGUGCACCGCCCGCCUUGCAACCCGUGGAUUGCCCGUCGAGAUCUUUGUCCCGUUGUUCCUCGUGCACGGCGGCGCGGUUGUCGUGCAGGGCCUCGCGGCGGGCAGAAGUCACGAGUACGACGAGGCGCGCCAGACGCUGUACGUCCGCGCGCCGGCCGACCCUGCACCUGGCACCGUGCGCCGCAUCUGUGUCGCGCUCGCGCCACACCUCAAGGUGGUAUUCCUCAUCAACGACUUCUGGAAGGCAUCAGGGUACUGGAACUCGACCGACGUGCUCUACAUCUGCGCCAGUUGGCAGCCGUUGCUGCCGUGGUCGCCGCUGUUUGUGCCGCUACCGUUGACUUCUCUUGAAGACGCCUCGCCCAAACGGGUACUCGGCAGAAGCGUGCGCAUAGAAGGGUACGAGCGCGAGCAGCGCGGUGGGCAGAAGGUGCGGCGCAGCGUGCUCGGCGGCGUUCGCGAGGUGGAUGAUGGCGCUCUUCUUACUGAAGGGAUUCCGCGCACCGAUCACUCGCCGCCUGCGUUGCCAGCCGAGGAGCGUGGCCCGAAAGUACAGCUCAAGCGCAGCCAGGAGCGCGGCGCGUAG